Molecule: messenger RNA, 988 nt
Organism: Sinocyclocheilus rhinocerous
Lineage: Eukaryota; Metazoa; Chordata; Actinopteri; Cypriniformes; Cyprinidae
Product: beta-enolase-like
Exons: 6
Coding region: 41-922 (293 amino acids)
Biological process (GO): glycolytic process
Cellular component (GO): phosphopyruvate hydratase complex
Molecular function (GO): magnesium ion binding; phosphopyruvate hydratase activity
Source: RefSeq, a predicted model, not a curated record
AUGCUCCUCUCACCGGCUCCUCCUCCUCUCACCUCCACUCAUGUCUCGUCUCUCUCUCAUGCAGGCCUUCAACGUCAUCAACGGUGGCUCUCACGCUGGGAACAAGCUGGCCAUGCAGGAGUUCAUGAUACUGCCAGUCGGAGCCAAGAACUUCCACGAGGCCAUGAGGAUUGGCGCCGAGGUCUACCACAACCUCAAGAACGUCAUCAAGGCCAAAUACGGCAAAGACGCCACUAAUGUGGGAGACGAGGGCGGGUUUGCACCCAACAUCCUCGAGAACAAUGAGGCUCUGGAGCUGCUAAAAUCUGCCAUCGAGAAGGCCGGCUAUCCUGACAAGAUCAUCAUCGGCAUGGACGUCGCUGCGUCCGAGUUCUUCAGGAGUGGCAAAUACGACCUGGACUUCAAAUCACCCGACGACCCCAAGCGCCACAUCACUGGAGACCAGCUGGGAGACCUGUACAAGAGCUUCAUCAAGAACUACCCCGUCCAGUCCAUCGAGGAUCCGUUCGAUCAGGACGACUGGGAGAACUGGACUAAGUUCACGGGGUCAGUGGACAUCCAGGUGGUGGGAGACGAUCUGACCGUCACCAACCCCAAACGCAUCCAGCAGGCGUGUGAGAAGAAGGCCUGCAACUGCCUGCUGCUGAAGGUCAACCAGAUCGGCUCUGUCACCGAGUCCAUCCAGGCUUGUAAGCUGGCUCAGUCUAAUGGCUGGGGUGUGAUGGUCAGCCAUCGCUCCGGUGAGACGGAGGACACCUUCAUCGCUGACCUGGUGGUCGGUCUCUGCACAGGACAGAUCAAGACCGGCGCCCCCUGCAGAUCAGAGCGCUUGGCAAAGUACAACCAGCUGAUGAGGAUUGAGGAGGAGCUCGGAGACAAGGCCAAGUUCGCAGGCAAAGACUUCCGCCACCCCAAACUCUGAAGCAGCACCGCAGCUCCUCUGAUCUGCUUUUUUGACAUAAGAAAAAAAUAAAACAAUGGAAAGAAA